AUGAAGACCGUUAUUGUCGGCUUCAUCUUCCCACUCAUCUUCCUCUCCCUCCGCAACCGAAACCGCAACCGCCGCCACAAGCGCCAAGGCGUCUACGUCGACGUCGGCGGAGAGCCAGGUUUCACCAUCCGUAACGCCCGGUUCGAGUCGCUAGUGACGUCAGCGUGGGAUGGCGUAACCACCCUCGCAGAGCUUCUGGAGCAUUCAUGCAAGAACCACGGCGAUCAGAUCUUUCUCGGGAGUCGCGAGCUGAUCGCGCGUGAGAAUGAGGUGGCUCCCGACGGCAGAUCCUUCGAGAAGCUUCAUCUCGGCGGUUACAAGUGGCUCACGUUCCGCGACGCCUUCGAAGCCGUGGUUCGUUUCUCCAAUGGUUUGGCGGAGCUUGGGCAUUCCAGGCACGAGCGUGCCGCUAUCUUCGCUGACACAAGAGCCGAGUGGCUCCUUGCAUUGCAGGGUUGCUUCAGAAGAAAUGUGACGGUUGUGACUAUAUAUGCAUCCUUGGGAGAGGAAGCUUUGUGUCAUUCUUUGAAUGAGACAGAGGUUACAACUCUGAUUUGUGGGAGCAAAGAAUUGAAAACACUUGCUAAAGUUCGUGGACAACUGGAGUGCGUAAAACGUGUGAUAUGCUUGGAUAACGAUAUCCCAUCUGAUACUUCAUCUGCUCUGCAUGGAUGGAAAGUACUUUCCUUUGCAGAAGUUCAGGCACUUGGUGGCAGAGUCAUGGUUGAGGCAGAUCUACCCCUUCCAGCAGAUGUUGCAGUUAUAAUGUACACAAGUGGAAGUACAGGAAUGCCUAAGGGUGUCAUGAUGACACAUGCUAAUAUGGUAGCCACAAUUAGUGCUGUGAUGAGAAUAGUUCCUAACGUUGGGAGAAAUGAUAUAUAUUUGGCAUACUUGCCCAUGGCUCAUGUCCUUGAGUUGGUAGCUGAGCAUAUAGUUGUAGCUGUUGGGGGUGCUAUAGGGUAUGGAACUCCUUUGACUCUGACUGAUUCAUCAAACAAGAUAAAAAAGGGAACAAAAGGAGAUGCUACUGUAUUGCUGCCGACCUUGUUGGCAGCUGUACCGGCCAUUAUUGAUCGCGUACGGUAUGGAGUCCUCAAGCAGGUUGAUACAAAGGGAGGACUAUCAAAGAAAUUGUUUGAUUUAGCCUAUGAACGGAGGUUGCAAGCACUUAAUGGUAGCUGGUUUGGUGCUUGGGGAUUGGAAGCAUUUCUAUGGAAUCUUUUUGUUUUCAGGAAGAUCCGAAAAGUUCUAGGUGGUCAUAUCCGUCUUAUGCUAUCAGGUGGUGCUCCACUUUCUGCUGAUGCCCAACGAUUCAUCAACAUAUGUUUUAGUGCUGGAAUAGGUCAAGGAUAUGGUCUCACAGAAACCUGUGCCGGUGGAGCAUUUUCUGAUUUUGAUGAUUCAAGUGUUGGUCAUGUUGGACCACCUGUUCCUUCUUCAUACAUCAAGCUAAUCGACUGGCCUGAAGGUGGAUAUUCAAUUAAUGACUCACCGAUGCCCCGAGGUGAAAUUGUAAUUGGUGGUACUAAUGUCACCCUUGGAUACUUCAAAAAUGAAGAAAAAACUAGAGAGUCUUAUAAGGUUGACGAAAGAGGAGUGAGGUGGUUCUACACUGGUGACAUAGGUAGAUUUCAUGCAGAUGGUUGCCUUGAAAUCAUUGAUAGGAAAAAGGACAUUGUUAAAUUGCAGCAUGGAGAAUAUGUCUCUUUGGGAAAGGUUGAGGCAGCCCUUAUAGGCAGCUCCUAUGUGGACAACGUUAUGCUACAUGCUGAUCCUUUUCAUAGCUACUGUGUGGCACUUGUGGUGGCUUCUCAUGAAGCAUUGGAAAAAUGGGCUUCAAAGCAGGGAAUUACUUAUUCUGAUAUUUCAGAACUAUGUAAGAAAGAAGAAGCUAUGAAGGAGGUAUAUGCAUCACUUUUAAAGGAAGCUAAGAAUUCUCGUUUGGAAAAGUUUGAGAUUCCUGCCAAAAUUAAGUUGCUUUGUAACCCAUGGACUCCUGAGUCUGGCCUAGUCACUGCAGCUCUCAAGAUCAAGAGAGAAUCCAUCAGAAAAACUUUUGAUAAUGAGCUCAAAGAAUUGUAUUCUUCAUAGAUUACCA
Messenger RNA from Arachis stenosperma, 2101 nucleotides. Its product is annotated as long chain acyl-CoA synthetase 9, chloroplastic-like. Gene Ontology annotation, cellular component: endoplasmic reticulum; membrane. Gene Ontology annotation, molecular function: long-chain fatty acid-CoA ligase activity. The transcript is spliced from 11 exons. NCBI's taxonomy places the organism in Eukaryota, Viridiplantae, Streptophyta, Magnoliopsida, Fabales, Fabaceae. The record is from RefSeq and is a predicted model, not a curated record. Bases 1 to 2094 code for a protein of 697 amino acids.